AUGGUGGUAUUCAAACUUUAUACAUUUAAAUCAGAACAUAAACGUAUUAAGAGACUUACCGAAGCCAUUUAUAGGCCUUUGGAUAUUUUUCGACAAUCAUCAAAUGAAGAAAUACGCAACAUUAUAGAAGAUACCCUUUAUUAUGAAAAUAUCCUUGAAAACAUAGUUGAAUGGCUUGUUAUUGGUCUUGAUUUGGGUCUACUCUCUGUUUUACUCAUAAACUUUGGAGAAAUACCUCUAAGAGGGGCAUUUCCAUUUGACACAUCUCAUUUACCAUUUUAUGUAAUAGCUACAAUCAUUCAAACUGGUACUGCAAGUGUAUUUUCAAUAACACUCGCUGCAAUGAAUGAACUCAUAUUUUCAUAUAUUAGAUGGAUAAAUAGCCAAUUUCGAAUACUUACAAUAGCUUAUGAAGAAAAUUUUGUUCAAGAUAUUUUGGCAAAGAUAAUCAAUUCUGAAUCAGCAUCAUUUGAAUCAUUCAGAAAUUCAAAUCAUUAUGGAAAAAAUCUUUAUUUGAAUGAUAUUGUUACUGAGUUAAAUUCAAUUUUUAAUUCUACAAUGUUAGUACAAGUUUCAUCGAGUUGUUGUAUCAUUUGCCUUACGUGUUUUCAGUUAGUUAUGGGAGAUUUGAAAAGUGAAUACAAACUAUUGUUUUUUUUCGGAGGAGCUUUGACAGAAUUAUUUAACUUCUGUUGGUUUGGUAGUGAACUUAUAUCAGUGAGCGAUUGUGUAAGUGAUGGUGUAUGGUUAUCGGGUUGGGAAAAAAACCUUGAUUUUGAGGUGAAGUCUCUAAUGCUGAUGUCUUUAAUAACUGCUAAAAAUCCAUUAGAGAUGAGAGCUGGAAACUUUUUUGUUAUAUCAUUGGAAACCUUCAUUACUGUAAGUAAAUGCAAUACCGUAAAAUAA
Messenger RNA from Chelonus insularis, 906 nucleotides. RefSeq names its product odorant receptor 82a-like. The coding region runs from base 1 to 906 and encodes 301 amino acids. The record is from RefSeq and is a predicted model, not a curated record. Gene Ontology annotation, molecular function: olfactory receptor activity; odorant binding. Gene Ontology annotation, biological process: detection of chemical stimulus involved in sensory perception of smell; sensory perception of smell. Gene Ontology annotation, cellular component: plasma membrane. NCBI's taxonomy places the organism in Eukaryota, Metazoa, Arthropoda, Insecta, Hymenoptera, Braconidae. The transcript is spliced from 5 exons.